Brachypodium distachyon (stiff brome) is the source of this 1625-nucleotide messenger RNA. RefSeq lists its product as uncharacterized. The record is from RefSeq and is a predicted model, not a curated record. Lineage: Eukaryota; Viridiplantae; Streptophyta; Magnoliopsida; Poales; Poaceae. The transcript is spliced from 3 exons. Bases 279 to 1028 code for a protein of 249 amino acids.
UACCGUGAGAUCUAUCAGUGAUGACCGCCUGACCGGUUAAGGCCUCGUUUGGCAGCUCUGUAUUUUCUCAGUUUUUUUGUGAAACUACAGUUUUCAAAAUUACCAGAGUUUGAAUUACCUGUAACCUGUUUGGUUAUCUUUAAAAACUCCAGUAUUAAUGUCAUAGUAUCCUUAAAACUGCAGUAUUAUUUCUGUAUAAAAUAAAGACCCUCCGACCUCUUUAUUUUUUCCGGAAAAGCCGUCCCUCACCUCCUCCACUCCCACGUCGAUCGCAAGUCAUGCAACGACUCUGCUCUUCCUCGAGGCGCCGCCACCGCCUGCUAUCGCCUCCCUCGGUCGAGAUGGAGAAAGAGAAACAGGCGCAAGGAGAUAAAAAGGAGAAGAAACCCAGAGCACAUUGGACAUGCAGUCAAUUAGAAUUUCUUGUUUAUAUGAUGAAAGAGUAUGCGGAUACUGCUAAAUAUUAUGGUCAGAAUGGAUUCACAAAAGAAGCGUGGAAUCACAUGUCAAGUCGCUUGAAUACACAGUUCCCUAAAGCUGAUUUUACCAUUGUUCAAAUAAAAGAUAGGGAGCAACGGUUAAAGAAAGAUUACAGUAUUGUCAAGUCUAUUUUGAACAAGAGUGGCUUCGGAUGGGAUCCCGUGCAAAAAGUGCCAGAAUCCAUUGAUGAAAAAUGGGAUGAGUUGAGUAAAGAACAAAGGAAGUGGAGGUACAAAGCAUUCCCUCACUACGAUGAUUUGCAUGGAAUUUAUGACGGUAAAACAGCGGAGGGGAAGCGUUGUAAAAGGACAACUGAUAUGUUCGAAGAGAAGGACAGCUCGCCUGCUUUUGUACCUGAAGAAACCUGCACAGAAUCAGUUCUACGGGCUGCUGGACUUAAUUCACCUACUCCAACAAUACCUGGUCCAGACUUGGAUGGUCACCAAUAUGAUUGGGACAGAGGCUUAUAUGGUGAUGACGUUGAGUUUCCUUCUGCUGCUCGUUCUCAAGGUGUGGAAAAUCCUAGUAGUCAGUUUGAAGCUGAAUAGAACUACACAAUUCCUGACCAACCACCAAAGAGGUAUCAGCCUUCAAAAGGCAGUGAUGAACACAGGCCUAAGAAAAGCAAGGAAUCAGCGAUUGAUAAUCUAGUGGCUUUUAGAAAGGAAGAACUCCAGACGUAUGUGGAUGUGAAGUCUAAACAAAUUCAGAGCUACAGAGACGUCAAAAUGGCACAGAUGCAACAAAGUGAUCCUGACAAUGAUCCUUAUUGCAUUACCAAAUGCAUCGCUAAAGUGAAGACUGUAGAAAAACUUUCACCACGUGAUCGUCUAAAGAUCAUAGAGUCCUUGACAGAGCAUAGAACAGACCGUAAAGUCUUCAUGACAGUGGAUGAUGAAGUGUUUAUGGAGAUACUGAAGAAAGUGCUUGGUCGUGAGGAGAUCUGAAACAAUAUUUUGAUCAUGUUAUUUUUUGAUGGAUUAGAAAUCUGUUUACACUCCAGCAUAGUUUCUUUCUGCAUGUCGGUUUUCUAUCUUCAUCUUAACGUUCAAUAUUAUUAUGAGUUCAUAUAUGAACCAUAUAUUUGAGUUAGUAUUCCUGAUGUUAGUAUCAGAGUCUUCUUAAUAUUCACCUGAUUUUUGCAA